This is a messenger RNA of Chaetomium strumarium, 6647 nucleotides long. RefSeq lists its product as uncharacterized. The transcript has 2 exons. Gene Ontology annotation, molecular function: guanyl-nucleotide exchange factor activity. NCBI's taxonomy places the organism in Eukaryota, Fungi, Ascomycota, Sordariomycetes, Sordariales, Chaetomiaceae. The record is from RefSeq and is a predicted model, not a curated record. Bases 497 to 6178 code for a protein of 1893 amino acids. Gene Ontology annotation, biological process: regulation of ARF protein signal transduction.
AUAGCGAACCAGGGAGCCGGCGCAGACAAGCAAGCGCAGUGCUGGCCAGCUAGGGAGUCGGGGCCGCGUCAGUUACGGACCGGGUUCCACAGUGAAAGCAACGAGGGCGAACGUUUGCUGUCAUCUUCCAGCAAUUACGGAUACCCACGGAUACACUGGUACUGUCGAAAGCGCUGCAUCUUCGGCAUUGGAUUGCGCGCCGCACGGUCGACAAGCGACAUUUGGACCCCCGACGACUCCAACAAUUGUGCUCCUUCUGCAUGCGCCAAUCGGCAAGCCCCGGGUUAUUUGCAUAAGCAGAGAGGAUCGUGAUUUGGGGUUGACGAGCUAAGCAGGAGUAAGGAGCCGGUCAACAAAGGCACGGAACAGACGAACCACAAGAACUGCUCCGCCCAGGAACCACACCUUGACCGGAUCUGCUCGGCUCCUUUCCACACUUAUGCGCUGACGGGCUGUUGCGGAUGGCUAACUGCCCCUAGCGGAACGCUGGCGCGCCAUGAGCUCCCUCAAAUUCGUGGUGUCCUCGCUGGACAUCAUCGCCGCACAAGCCGGCCGCAACAAGCAGCUCGCCGAGCUCGCCGAGAAAGCCCUCGCGGCUAUCAAAGAAAACGACCAGCAGCUGCCCGAUCCUGAAGUUGUCUUCGCCCCCUUGCAGCUUGCCACGAAAUCCGGCACUGUCCCCCUCACCACCACCGCGCUUGACUGCAUCGGGAAGCUGAUCUCGUACUCGUACUUCUCCGCGCCCUCCUCUUCCGCUGGCCAGAAUGGUGCCGAACAGACGCCCCUCAUCGAGAGGGCCAUCGACACAAUAUGCGACUGCUUCCAGGGCGAGACGACGUUGGUCGAGAUCCAACUGCAGAUCGUCAAGUCCCUGCUUGCUGCGGUUCUAAACGACAAGAUUAUCGUACAUGGCGCGGGCUUGCUCAAGGCGGUGCGGCAGGUUUACAACAUCUUCCUGCUGUCCCGGAGUACGGCGAACCAGCAGGUGGCGCAGGGGACCCUGACGCAGAUGGUCGGUACGGUGUUCGAGAGAGUGAAGACUCGCUUGCACAUGAAGGAGGCACGUCAAAACCUAGGGAAGCUGAAGGCGAGCCGGAGUAGCUUAGCUGUGGACCGAUCCGAUGACCAGGAUACCGAGGCGGCCAAGGCCGACGCCGACAGCGAGGACGCUACCGAGGCUAACGCGUCCAACGAGGCCGUCUCAGACGCCGGUCCUUCCGAGACGAACGAUCAAGCCGCUGGCAAGCUCACUCUGAAGGAUUUGGAAAAUCGAAAGAGCUUCGAUGACUCCCACAUGGGCGAUGGGCCCACCAUGGUUAGCCAGGUCAAGCCCAUGAAGAAGGUAGCGAGGUCCGUCUCCGAGCAGAGCAUCCCUGAAAGCUCCCAAGAGGAGACGCCGGAGUCGCUAGACGCCGAAGACGAGGCAUACAUCCGGGAUGCGUACCUGGUGUUCCGCUCCUUUUGCAAUCUGUCGACAAAAGUCUUGCCGCCAGACCAACUCUAUGACCUCCGAGGACAGCCGAUGCGCUCGAAGCUGAUCUCCCUCCACCUCAUCCACACGCUCCUUAACAACAACAUUACCGUCUUCACCUCGCCACUGUGUACCAUCAGGAACAGCAAGAACAACGAGCCCACAAACUUCCUGCAGGCCAUCAAGUAUUACCUCUGCCUAAGCAUCACCCGUAAUGGAGCGAGUUCAGUGGACAGGGUCUUCGAUAUAUGCUGCGAGAUCUUCUGGUUGAUGCUGAAGUACAUGCGGUCCUCCUUCAAGAACGAGAUUGUUGUCUUCAUGAAUGAGAUCUACCUCGCCCUCCUGGCUCGGAAGAAUGCCCCGUUGUCGCAGAAACUCGCGUUUGUGGGCAUCCUGAAGAGACUAUGCGAGGACCCCCGGGCUCUUGUGGAGAUCUAUCUCAAUUACGACUGUGACCGAAAUGUCGACAACAUUUUCCAGAGUAUCGUAGAAGACCUGUCGCGGUUUGCGACGGCGUCGAUACCCAUCCCCCCGACUCAAGAGCAGCAGUUUGAAGAGAAUCGCUCCAAGUCCACGGCGGGCGGCGAGUGGCAGAUCAAGAGCGUUUUGCCCCCGCCGCUUUCGGUCGCUCUCAUUGCGACACAUCACGAAACAGACAGCGAGAUACCCAAGGAGUAUGUGCUCAAGCGAGCGGCCCUCGACUCCCUAGUGGAGACGUUGAGAUCACUAGUGCAAUGGUCACAGCCGGGAAGGCCCGAGAUCAACGGCACAGGCGGUGAUGUGCAGCGGAGGGUCUCAAGCGACGAUCUCCGAGACUCCAUUGAUCCCUCGGCGAGCGACACAGCGUCCCGGAUGGACACGCCAAUUCCCCCAUCCACCCCUGUCAUUGAUGACGACCCCGAUCAGCUGGAAAAGGAAAAAGCGAGGAAGACGGCCAUGGUCAAUGCGAUCAAGGUCUUCAACUUCAAGCCGAAGCAUGGUAUCAAGCUCCUUAUCAAGGAGGGUUUCAUAGCAAGCGACAAGCCCGAGGAUAUUGCUCGGUUCCUGCUGCGCGAAGAUCGUCUGGACAAGGCUCAGAUAGGCGAGUUCCUCGGCGAGGGUGAUCAAAAGAACGUCGACAUCAUGCACGCGUUCGUCGACAUGAUGGACUUCAGCAAGAAGCGCUUCGUCGAUGCGCUCCGGGAGUUCCUGCAGGCGUUCCGCUUGCCGGGAGAGGCGCAGAAGAUCGACCGCUUCAUGCUCAAGUUUGCCCAUCGGUACAUGACGGGCAACCCGAACGCAUUCGCCAACGCCGACACCCCUUAUGUGCUCGCGUAUUCCGUCAUCCUGCUGAACACGGAUCUGCACAGCAGCAAAAUAGUAAACCGAAUGUCCAAGGCUGAAUUCAUCAAGAACAACCGCGGCAUCAACGACAACGCCGACCUCCCAGACGAAUACCUCCUCGCCAUUUACGACGAUAUUGCCAGCAACGAGAUUGUGCUGAAGAGCGAGCGGGAAGCUGCGGCUGCGGCUGGGACCCUCACGGCGCAGUCAGGGGGGCUGGCUGCAGGGCUUGGCCAGGCCUUCUCGAACGUCGGGCGUGACUUGCAGCGGGAGGCAUAUGUGCAGCAAUCUGAAGAAAUCUCUCUGCGGUCUGAGCAGCUCUUCCGAGACCUCUACCGCAGCCAGCGGAAGAGCGCCACGAAAGGGGGCGCCAAGUUCAUCUCAGCGACUUCGUUCAAGCACGCUGGUCCAAUGUUCGACGCAACGUGGAUGUCAUUCUUCUCCGCGCUCUCUAGCCUUCUCCAGAAGACGCAUAACCUCGAUGUUAACAAGUUGUGCCUGGAGGGGAUGAAGCUGGCAACGAGGAUAGCCUGCCUAUUCGACCUCGCAACCCCUCGCGAAGCCUUCAUUUCCGUGCUCAAGAACACGGCCAAUCUCAACAAUCCACGAGAGAUGCAGACAAAGAAUGUCGAAGCCCUGAAGGUGCUCCUCGACGUUGCUCAGACAGAGGGCAAUCGGCUCAAGGAGUCGUGGAAGGAUGUGCUCCUCUGCAUCAGCCAGCUCGAUCGGCUCCAGCUGAUAUCGGGAGGCGUCGACGAAAGCGCCGUUCCGGACGUCUCCAAAGCCCGCUUCGUACCAUCGCGAACCGAGACCAGCGACUCUCGCAAGUCAACCUCUUCCGUCAGGAGAAACCGGCCCCGAGCUCCGACUGGCCCGCAAGGCGUCUCGCUGGAAAUUGCACUCGAGAGCAGGUCCGACGAGGUCAUCAAGAGUGUCGACAGGAUAUUUACAAAUACGGCCCAUCUGUCGAGGGACGCGAUCAUCCACUUUGCUCGGGCACUGACAGAAGUCAGUUGGGACGAGAUCAGGGUGUCCGGGUCGAACGACUCUCCCCGCACGUACAGUCUCCAGAAGAUCGUCGAGAUCAGCUACUACAACAUGACCCGUGUCAGGUUCGAAUGGAGCCACAUCUGGGAGGUCCUGGGAGAACAUUUCAACCGGGUCGGCUGCCACGCCAACACCGCCAUCGUCUUCUUCGCCCUGGACUCGCUGCGUCAGCUUUCGAUGCGCUUCAUGGAGAUCGAAGAGCUGGCCGGCUUCAAGUUUCAGAAGGACUUCCUCAAGCCCUUUGAGCAUGUCAUGUCCAACUCGAGCAACAUCACGGUCAAGGACAUGAUCCUCCGCUGCCUCAUCCAGAUGAUCCAGGCCAGGGGAGAGAACAUCCGGUCCGGCUGGCGGACCAUGUUUGGUGUCUUCACUGUCGCCGCGCGGGAGCCCUACGAGAGCAUCGUCAACCUGGCCUACGAGAACGUCACGCAAGUUUACCGGACGCGGUUCGGUGUGGUCAUUUCUCAGGGCGCAUUCACGGACCUGAUCGUCUGCCUCACCGAGUUCUCCAAGAACAUGCGCUUCCAGAAGAAGAGCCUGCAGGCCAUGGAGACGCUGAAGUCCAUCAUCCCCACAAUGCUCAAGACGCCGGAAUGCCCCCUGUCGCAACAGAAGUCGGCAGCUGACUCCAACCAGCCAGAGCCGAAUCCCAAGUCGCCCGCCCAGCAGAGUCGCACGUCCGUCGAGGAAGGGUUCUGGUUCCCCGUCCUCUUUGCCUUCCACGACGUCUUGAUGACCGGGGAGGACCUCGAGGUGCGGUCGAAUGCGCUCAACUACUUCUUUGAGACACUCUUGCGGUACGGCGGCGAUUUCCCGUCGGAAUUCUGGGACAUCCUCUGGAGGCAGCAGCUGUAUCCCAUCUUUAUGGUCCUGCGGUCACGGCCCGAGAUGACAAACGCGCUCAACCACGAGGAGCUGUCCGUGUGGCUGUCGACCACGAUGAUCCAGGCGCUCCGCAACAUGAUCACGCUCUUCACCCACUACUUCGACGCGCUCGAGUACAUGCUAGACCGGUUCCUCGAACUUCUCGCGCUGUGCAUCUGCCAGGAGAACGACACCAUCGCCCGGAUAGGAAGCAACUGCCUGCAGCAGCUCAUCCUCCAGAACGUAACCAAGUUCACCCCCGAGCACUGGGCCAAGAUCGUCGGGGCGUUCUGCGAGCUGUUCGAGAGGACGACAGCCUACCAGCUGUUCUCGGCCACGACGAUCCACUCCACAGCGUCGAUUUCCCCUCCGCCGAGCGGACUUGAACUCGGCGGCGCCCUCAGCCCGACCUCCGAGACCCCGCCCGUCGACGAGAAGUCGCUGAAGAUCAACGGCGCCGAGGCCAACGGGCACGGCCCAGCGCCCGAGUCGUCCAACGGCGAUGCUGACGAGAACAACAACACCACCAGUAACACGGCGCCAGCAGCGGCAAACCCUUCCGCCAUGGCGGCAACCCCGAACCAACAACUGGAAGAGUUCAAGCCCAACAACCCGCUGCAACAACAACCCGUCGUGGUCACGGCCGCCCGCCGCCGCUUCUUCAACCGCAUCAUCUCGCGCUGCGUCCUACAACUGCUCAUGAUCGAGACAGUCAACGAGCUGUUCAGCAACGACACUGUGUACGCGCAGAUCCCCUCCCCGGAGCUCCUCCGGCUCAUGGCGCUCCUCAAGAAAUCCUUCCUCUUCGCCAAGCGCUUCAACGCCGACAAGGACCUGCGCAUGCGCCUCUGGCGCGAAGGCUUCAUGAAGCAGCCGCCGAACCUGCUCAAGCAGGAGUCCGGCAGCGCUGCCACUUACGUGGCCAUCCUCUUCCGCAUGUUCGGCGACACCUCCCCGGAGCGGCAGGGCAGCAAGGCCGACGUCGAGAGCGCGCUGGUGCCGCUGUGCCAGGACAUCAUCCGGGGGUAUAUCGCGCUGGACGAGGAGAGCCAGCACAGGAAUAUCGUUGCCUGGCGGCCCGUCGUCGUGGACGUGCUCGAGGGCUAUGCCGCAUUUCCCCGUGACGGGUUCGAGGCCCACAUCAAGAGCUUCUAUCCGCUGGUCGUGGAGCUGCUGGGCAAGGAUCUCGGGCAGGAGUUGCGGGCCGCGCUGCUGCUGGUUCUGAGGAGGGUUGGGGAGGUUGGGUUGGGGAUUGCGGGCAUGACGACGACGACGACGACGACGAUGACGGGUUCGGUCACUGCUGCUACUGCUGCUGGGCAGGGGAAUACUACUAGUAAUAAUCAUGGUGGAGCAGGGGGGCGUGAGAGGAGCAGUAGCGUGCUCUCUGUUCCCUCGGCCGGCCCGCGCCACUCCCCCAGCAUGGACAGCUUGAGUGACGAUCCGUCGAGGCAGGUCAUGGGUAAGGUGUGAUGGGAUGAUCACAGCCACAGAGGUGUGUGGAUGUUGUUGCGAAAGCAAUCUAAGGAGGAGUUUGUUUCGGAGUUCGUUUCUUGAAAGGGAGGCUUCACACACUUUACUUGCCUUAUGUUCACAACUUGCAAGCUUCUUAUAGACUUGUAUUGCGCUUUAGAGGUUCAAAAACUGAUGGUCAUCAUCGGCGGGACAUUGUAUUUUUCAUUGUAGUAUCUAACAUAAGGUAGUCCAAAGAGUUGUACCAGCUUUUUUUGUGGAAAGCGAGGAACCUAGGAGUACCUAUCCUGCUGCCCUGGCAUCAUAUAAGCCUGGCUCGGAGCGCACGCGUUGCGGUUAUAGUACUGAUGCCCGGAUGUCUACUUGCAAGUCUCUGCCGGGAGUCAAGGGUUCAAGUUGAGUACGAUCGGUUGCUCACGAAUGGCGCAUAUCCCCCUGUACUAGAGGGCUCAGAGAAAUGCGGUUCCCC